Osmia bicornis bicornis is the source of this 7159-nucleotide messenger RNA. RefSeq names its product AT-rich interactive domain-containing protein 2 (gene Bap170). Gene Ontology annotation, cellular component: SWI/SNF superfamily-type complex. The coding region runs from base 909 to 6476 and encodes 1855 amino acids. NCBI's taxonomy places the organism in Eukaryota, Metazoa, Arthropoda, Insecta, Hymenoptera, Megachilidae. The transcript has 17 exons. Gene Ontology annotation, biological process: regulation of DNA-templated transcription. The record is from RefSeq and is a predicted model, not a curated record. Gene Ontology annotation, molecular function: DNA binding.
UUGUUUGUACGGUUCGGCGAGGGUAAAAAAGCCGAGGGCUAGGCUGUAGUAUGGUCGGGGCAACGCGGUGUCGCGCGUAAAAUGACGUAAAGUGUGCGAGGGUGUGCCGCGUGCGGUACGAGGAGUGUAGCGGAAACGGUGUCGCGGUGUAGGGUCGGCGCUGGUCGUAGCUAUCGUAGCGUACGGGAAAUUGGCUGUGGCUUCGCCAAUGGAUGCCAGGCAGGAGGAGACGCCAUUUUGAUAUACGGGCGCACGUCAAGCAAGCGUUCGCUCGUAGGGAAACGCGGCUCUUGAGUCGGUCUGCCGCUCCGCGUAGGACCGCGCGGGUGAAUUCGUUGGUUCGUGAGGUCGACGAGAGUAUCGUUGGUACGAGUGCGUGGCGCAACGGAUCCGAAGCGUUUCGUUGACAAGUGACAGGUGAAUCGAUCGGGCCGCGAGGAAAGUCGCGUUGCGGCCCCGUAUCCGUAACACGAUUCGUUCGGUUGAUCGGUAGUGACUACUGUGUGUGGAACUACGUGUACAUUCGGAUUUUUCCCCACGCGUGCGAGUUGAGUGCGAGGGACACGGUAGCUCGUGUAUAUUGGUGCGCCGAUCCGGGGUGGCGGUGUACGGCAGGGAAAAGCCGCUGUCUCGUUUUCGCGCGCGCGAGAGAGGCCACCGGCCGACACUUCGGGCCAGGACAAUACGACCCGAUGUCGGGAGCGGGUCGCGACCCCGUGUCGACCCGUGGUCGUCCUCGUCCUCGUCCUCGUAAAUCCUCCUCUUUCGUAGCAGCAGAACGUUCCUGGCGUAAAUGUGCUCUCAUGACCGCCCAUGUGCACCUCUUUUUCUGCCUGCUGCCCCUACGUGCCCUGUAAACCCAGAGCACACCCUGAUUAGCACGCCCACGCACUCUAUCACUCGCGAAUAUGGCCAAGAUCCUCAACAAGGACCCCGUCACCUACGAGAGGGAGAGGGAAAACUUCCUGAAGGACCUCCGUCACUUUCAUGAGACCAGAGGGACUCCGUUCAAGAAAAUUCCUAAAGUCAGCGGAAAAGAUAUAGAUCUGUAUUUGCUGUACGUUGUCGUUACUGCUCAUGGAGGAUGGAUAAGGGUUAACCUUCGGAACGAGUGGACAUCGUUGUGCGAACAAUUCCAUCUACCGAAGGGUUGCGUGAAUAGCGGGGUUGGCCUUAAACAAAUUUACCUUAGGUAUUUGGACAGGUACGAAAAGGUACAUUUCCUGGGAGAGGAUGGCCAACAAGCCGACGACGACGACGAGGAUUCUAGACACAGAAAAUGGUCUGCCAGGGCAUUACACUCCGUUCCUCUUACUUAUAAUCAUCAUCAACACAACGUUGCAGAAUCUCUUCGUGACUACAAUGGCCUUUCGUCGGACCUCUACAAACCAUCCAACUACGAUAAGCUCGCACUCUCGCUCCUCUCCCCUCUUCCCAACGAGCAAGACUUUGCCAUCAACGUUUGCACCUUAUUGUCGAACGAGGGCAAACACAUUUUACGUCUCGAUAAGUAUCCCCGGUUGGUGAACAUUCUUCUCGCUCACGCGGGCGUUUUCGAUUCGCCGGGCACGCGGCAACUCUUCAUCGAGGUCUACUCUCGCGUAAGGAAUUACUCGAUCAACUCCUUUUGGUCGGACGUUCUCGACUCUCAGGACGUGAUCGACCUGACGAACGAGAGGGCGUUCAUGAAGAAACCGACUGCGAGUCCGCAAACGUUCUCUAGGCGGAAGAUCUUAGAAAAAGAGAAGCAAAACAAAAGCACCGCCUCAUCGACGACGGAGAACGAUGAUGCUUCUACGUCGAUGGAAGUCGAAGGGGUACCUCAAGAUUGUCCAAGAUUGGAUCCAACAGGGUCUCAUCAAGAUGACAAUCUGAGAGGAGAUCAGAACCAAAACUCCAUAAAGUUUGAAGAAGAGGAUAAAGACUUGUUUUGUGUUGGACGGACGCUGGGCACGCAAGAUCCUUAUGGUCAACGUGUCCUUCAGAUAGCAUCUAUUUUGCGGAAUCUAAGUUUUACACCGGAAAACGCAGCCGUAUUAGGAAGGAAUCGAUGUUUCUUGAGAUUUGUAUUAUUAUGCGUGAGAGCAAGGUGGAGCAAUUUACAUCAACUUGGUUUUGACAUACUAGGAAACAUAGCGAAUGAAAUAAUCUUAAAAGAGGCCGGUGAGAGGAUAACAGAUGUUGUGUUGUCAUGUGUGGCAAAGGGAAUUGAAUCCCAAGACAGGUUCAUUGUUAUAUCCUGCUUGGAGGUGCUUAAUAAAAUUAGCCAACAAGACAGUAAUGAAGAAAUUGUUACAUUUGGAUUAGAGGACAAUGUAUAUGAACUUAUAUGCAGGUUUUUAGCUUUGAACGACAUAGCUCUUUUAGUAUAUACCUUGGAAUGUUUGUAUGCUUUGACUUCUUUGGGUGAAAGACCAUGUACUAGCGUCGCGCGGGUACGCGGAGCUAUUGACACGUUAGUCGCCCUUGUUACUGUAGAAGCGCAAAGUUACGGACCGAAGGCUUGUAUCUUGAUGAGGGUAAUCGAAACAGUGUCCACUGUAGCGGCACCACCGAACACUACUCAAAACACUCCGAUCACCGCUACCGCACCAGCUGCGGCGACAGUCUCAUCGUCUGUACCGUCUACUCCAGCUACAGUUACUGCAACACCAGCUCCCGUUAGCCCGGCACCUUCGCGACCUACUACUCCAGCUGCGACAGUAACAAAAUCUACUACGCACAAAGCAGUCGAGGCAAAUAAUUCCAUUCAACAGCACGCGCAUCAACAAAUCAUACAGGAAAACGAGCAAUUUGCUCUAAGUUGGUUAAGAGCUACCUUUGAACCUACACCAGGUGUACGUAUAGAGCAAGAAGAAUUGUACAAGAAAUAUCUCGGUUGCUGCACAAAAAUCGGCAGGAGAGGCGUAAUUGCUCCGCUUCAUUUUCCAAGAUGCGUUAGAUCUGUAUUUGGUGGAAGCGUCGGACCAAAUCCGUUGAAAGGUGAAACAAGUGGUACUCAGUAUUAUGAAGGAAUCAGAGUACGGGCAACACCUCCCCAAGUAACUUAUCCGAGCCAAACUGCGGUUGGGACUAACACAGCUCCAAUUACAGCAGUCAACGCAACGCCAGUAAAGGUGCUUCCCGUACAACAGCGUACAAUCAAGAAUAUAAGUCCUGCUCCUGAUAGCACGGCCCUAGACAAUCCUGCAUCUGGGCCUCCAAGAAUUCCUGCCCCAGCAUCGCCUAUUCUGAAAGCCCAAUUAUCUGCCCCACCAAAACCACCCUCCAAUACCUCAAACACUGUAAAUCAAUCCCAAAAUCCAGUCACCAAGGUUGAUUCUAAAAGUCAGGUGUCAGUAUCGCAUCCUCAUCUGAGCCAAGCAUUGCUGUCUAGUGGUUCGCAAAUACAAACGCAGCAGCAACAGUUACAACAGCAACAACCGCAACAAGUACAACACCAGCCGCAGCAAGUACAACAGCAAUCACAAACUAUCCAGGUAGUUGCAAAGGAAGAUAAUCGAAGCGGUACCACGUCCAGUUCCAUAAUAAAAAGCCUUCUGGCUACUAAGGUAACGGUCAGCAGCGACUGCAUGCCCAGUACUGCUGCGACUUGUGUGUCUACCCCUACUGCCUGUGUAACAAACACUACUGCUAGCAUCGCAUCCAGCAUCAGUGCCAACCAGCUAAUAACCAGCAACCAGGUUGCCCAACGCCAACAGCAACAGAGGUUACUGCAACAACAAUUAAUCAACGUAUCACAGCCUCCAACAACUACAACAUCAACAAUACUCCCAAAGACUCCUGUUAACUCGAAACAAAAGCCAGCUAUUACACCCAUUCCUGCCAAAAAAAUACAAAGGCUUAACGGAGCCAAAUUUAUUAUGACUAACAAUUGUGACAAGACUGAAGUAAGUGAUAACGAAAAUGUCAACCAAAUAGCAACAUCGACAACCUCUUCCAUUGUGGUUUUAAAUUCGACGGAAAAUCACAUAUCUUCAACAAUUAAAGUAUGUCGGCCUCCAUCUACAACUGUAACUACCGUGAACAAAACGAAUCAGCGUUCUACUUGUACGUCCAUUGCCGAAGAUUCGGACUCGACGAAUAAUUCUUUGGCAUCUAGUAGUGGUAUCGGUGGUAGUAGGGAUUGUUCUGGUGUCGGCGUGGAGGAAGAUAAUUCUUUAACGAGUUUCGAGGGAAUUCUCUUGAACGGUGCACCGAGUAACAUGGAUAUUGACGCACAGGAUGAUGGAUCGUCAAAAGAUUCGUCCAGUGUAAUUUCUAAAGAGAAACCCUUGCAAAGUAUGAUGCUUGCGGAUUUGUUGGAAAGAAAAGUCGAUAAAGAACCGAUUCUGAACGGUGUUUUAGGAAAGAAUUCAAUUAACGAGAAAGGCAUGGAUCUGGUAGAAAACCACAUCAAGAAAGUACUAAAAGAAUCUCCUACCGACAUUAAAGUGAAACUCGAAGUAGAGGAAAGUAAUGUCGUACAAACAGAAGUAUCCGAAGAUACCUUAAUUGAAGCACCGAGAGGGAUAAAACGUGCCGCGAGUGAAUCCGACGAGGUAGAUGUAAAAAAGGUUAAAUAUUCCAACGGUACAAUGUCCCCGGAUCCUGCUGUUGAUUCGACAACGGCUGAAUCUACCGUCUCGAGUAUCAAAUCUGAGGAACAAGACGAUGACAAGGAUAGCGAAAAGGCAACUGUGUCCUCCACUGCUGCUAAUCUUUAUGCUGCUUUAGCUGCUGAUUGUAUAGAAGAUGAAACUGAUCUUGACGAUAAUAUCAAUGUAAAUGCUAGUACAGGAACAUCUCCCGCGAUAAAAGAGGAACCUCAUAUAUUCGUAAAUCAAAUCAAUCAACAACAACAACAACUUCAACAACAGCAGCAGCAAAAACAGCAGCAGCAGCAACUGCAGCUUCAACAACAGUUACAGCAGCAGCAGCAGCAACAACAACAACAGCAGCAGCAGCAGCAGCAACAUCAGCAGCAACAUCAUCACCAUCAUCAUCAUCACCACCAUCAGUUACAACAACCUCAACAGACACAGACACAACUCCAACAGCAACAACAUCAACAUCAGCAACUUAUUGUCGCAGCUUCUAGGCAAAUAGUAGUACAACAAACAAUCCAACCAAAUAAUCAAGUUAUUAUACCAGCUGGUCAAGUGAAGGGAAGGCAGGCACAACCACAGCCACAGGUUCUGCUGCAGCAAGGAGCAGGAGGUCAAUUACAAUACGUCGUUUCCGGUGGUGUUCCUGGUCAAAAUUAUGUUUUAGCUCAACCGCAAACGACGCUGGUUCAGGGUCAGGCGCAAACUGUUCUAGUGGCUCAAACUACUCAGCAACAAGGAACAGGCGCAAAAACAAUAAUUAUUUUGCAACCUCAAGCAGCUGCUCAGCCGACCCAACAGAAAAUGGUAGCGGUUACGCCGCAGGGACAGCAGGUUGUCGUAACGCAAGUUUCGCGUCCCAUCUUACAAAGUCCCGCUCUCGGCAACAUACCUCCGCCUCUCGUUCCAACAUCAGGCACAAUUCCACAAACUUCCAUAAUAGUGAACAGUUCUGUAGCACAAACAAAUCCAAAUACAGUGACUGUCACGAUACCCGCGAUGGCUCAACAAACGCCGGUCUCUACGAGCGUGCCAUCGAGGGUAGUGACGCCCACACCAGCCUCGACUCCACCACCUACCAGACCCACGACACCGCAUCAAGCAGCUGCGACGCACGGAUUGCCAGCGAAACAACCUGCUAAAUUAAUAAAGACUGUUAGUUCUUCGACCUCCACGGAGCCAGAAUCCAAGCCGUCGACGAGUCAAAAUCAACCGGAAAAAACUAUUACGAUAAAGAUCGAUCCUAAUGCUUAUUUAUGCGAAUGGCGAGGUUGUCUAAGGCAAUUUAAAACACCACACGAAGUUUACCUUCACGUGUGCGAAGCACAUUGUCCAACCGGGGGAGAAGAAAUAUUAUGCCUUUGGGCAAGUUGCGAUGCCUUGAAAAGGCGUAGAUUCUCAUUAAUGACACAUUUAUACGACAGGCAUUGCAACGCGGAAACUAUGUCGAUGAGAAGAAAACAGUUAACGGUAACUGGAAAAACGGAAGUUUCCACAUCGACACCGCCGACUCCUCAUCAUCCUGGAUAUGCACCAAACGCAGCAUUCCAUGCAAUUAAACGGCACGCUUUGGAAUUCGUAAAUCCGAAGGAAUUAAUGCAAAGGCCAACCAAGCCCGCUGCAGCCACCUCAAGCUCUUCUUCCCCCAGACCUGGGCAAAAUCCUCCACCAGAACAGGACGACAACGAAGGUCCAGUGACUAAAAGUAUUCGUUUGACAGCCGCUCUUAUUCUCAGAAACCUAGUCAUAUAUUCAACACAUGGCAGAAGGCAUCUUAGAGCGUAUGAACCACAUUUGGCAGGUGUGGCGUUAAGUAACGUUGAAUCAUCGAGAACAAUCGCACAAGUUCUAUACGAUAUGAAUGAUCAAAGCAACAGUAACCAUAGGUGACCUCUUGAACCAGGCCUCUAAACAAGCUCUUUCACGUUGCGAGCAGCGAUCAAUUUUAAAUUUUAGUGUGUAAAGUGAGAGAAAAGGAAGUAUGAUGUAAAGUGCGAAAAUUUGCAAUUUCAUUGCAAAAGUGUGUUUGUGCGUAUUAAAAGGAAAGAAAAAAUCAAGAAUGGUCAAGAGGAUGUACUAGGAAGAGGAUACGGCAAUGUUCCAUAUUAUUAAAAGAGGCCUAUAAACUUACUAGGCAAUUUGAUUUGCCGAUUUAGAUUAUAAUAAUGUACUGUAAAACUAGUAACACAAACGAAAGACAGUAGUUGAAGUGAUGCAGAUCAGUGAUAAACAAACAAAACAAAAAAAAACAAAAAACGAGAUAAUAUUUCAAAUUUAAUAUUAAUAUUUAUUUUCUCAACAAGAAGCGGAAGAAAUGUUUUUAGUAAUCGUGUACAAAAAAUGUGCGAAGAAAAUACUUUAUGGACGUUAUAGUUAAUUACAAUCAAUAUUAUAUUAUUAUUAUUAUAUUAUAUUAUAUUAUUAUUAAUUAUUAUUAAUAUUAUUAUUGUAUGUUUUUCAUAAGUCACCAAGAAAACCUAGAAUGUAAAGAAACCUUUUUAUGAAAUGUAUUUGUUAGGAAUUUAUCAUUUGCUUAUAAUUGCAUAUUGCAAUUACAUGGCUAUAUUAUCGUC